AUGGCCAAGAUCUUUGUUGGCGGUCUCGCCUGGGCCACUGAUGAGACCAGCCUCCGCCACGCUUUCGAGCCCUACGGCGAGGUCCAAGAGACCAACGUGGUCCGGGAGCCUGAGACCGGUCGUUCCCGUGGUUUCGGCUUCGUGAAGUUCUACCACGAACAGGAUGCCGAACGUGCCAUCGAGGCUAUGAACGGCCAAGAGCUGGAUGGUCGCCGUAUUCGUGUCGACCACGCCAAUGAGCGCCCCCGCCCUGACUACCGUGGCGACCGCCUGCCGGCGAGCCACCAGCGUUACCGCGACGGUGGUUACGGCCGUGGAUGCUAA
Molecule: messenger RNA, 324 nt
Organism: Penicillium argentinense
Lineage: Eukaryota; Fungi; Ascomycota; Eurotiomycetes; Eurotiales; Aspergillaceae
Product: RNA recognition motif domain-containing protein
Exons: 4
Coding region: 1-324 (107 amino acids)
Molecular function (GO): RNA binding
Source: RefSeq, a predicted model, not a curated record